Ceraceosorus bombacis is the source of this 4762-nucleotide messenger RNA. Lineage: Eukaryota; Fungi; Basidiomycota; Exobasidiomycetes; Ceraceosorales; Ceraceosoraceae. The record is from the annotation of a GenBank genome assembly.
AUGCCGCUUGUCGUUCCGGAGGUCUACAAGGCUGCAAUUUUGACUUUUUUUGGCGCGGGAACUGCGCAGUGCGUGAUUCUCGUGCGAGACGCGCAAGCCCGUGACAACCACGACAAGAAUUGGCAAUUCCCACGCACCAAGAUGCUGUAGCCUCCGCUUCCCCGACCCCGACAGACGACCUUCACUCUCGUCACUGCGAUGUCGUCAACCACUAAAGCUUGAUUUCACGAUCGCACGUGCUCGCUACUCCUUCAUCAAUACGGAAUGGCAUCGUUGAUCGAGGACGAUGUGGCGGAACGGCUAAGUCAGCUGCUAGGGCUCGGCCAGCCGAACAAACUUUUGGCGAGCAGGGUCAUAGCCCUCGCUCGCAGCCUCCCCUCCGAGCAGGCAUUCGUCAGCGCUGCGCGCGGCUUCGGCAAAUUCGAGUUGGCAGACCUUGCGGAGCUUAGAGAGAGGAUCAGGAAGGCCCAUGUCGACCAUGAUGCGCAGGCUGUCGCUGCGAAUCUCGAUGGUCACUCUUCGGGCGCUCGGGAAGACACCGGCUCACGUUUGCAACCCGACGAGCCAAGAAGGGCUGGGCUGACUACAAGUAGCAGCGAGGUGAGUCAUGCGUUCAUUUAACGUGAGCGUCAGCUGAAGCUAAAAGAUGGAUCUGUGCUGUAGCGACACGUUUUCAAAGCUCCGGCAACACCACGAACGUCAAAGCUGGGUUUGGACAGGAUAGCAGCAGACAAACGCGCUGAAGCCCAAGUGAAGGGACCUAAUGGUACAAGUGGCGGCGAAGCUCGGAAGCGAGCACGUCUCGAUCCACCGAACUCCAACGACUCUCUUGCUCAGGGCUCCGAGACUCCCGUCCCUUCUUUCAAGGUCCCAGCACGGCCCACAGGCGGAUCCGGAGCUGCGCAGCAGCGCGUUCGACCUCAAGACACGCCUAGUCAUUCUGGAGGCAUCAGCUCUAGCGCACGCGAAGUACUGGAAGCCAGAAAAAGAAGCAGGGCUGAAGGAGUAUCUGCUGGCAACUCGAGAGACGCAGCAGCAAACAAGCAAGGCCAGCGUCUUGAAGACGAGCUGAGGGAUAAGCUCAACAGAAAUGUCCGUCAUCGUAGGGAACAGCCUGAUCUGCGCGAUCGGAGCAGACAUGGGUGGCGUGAGGACUCGAAUGGUGGCGCCAGCGGCGGAAAAGGCUGGGGAGGUGAUACACCAAGAACGAGUCAUGGAUCCAGCCGGGGGAAUUGGGAAGCAACUCCUCGCAGCUCUGCCCCUUUGCCCAACCGAUCGUGGGACUCAACGCCACGCAACGAUCACUCAUCCACUCCUCGCACGUCUCGAGGCUGGGAAGCUACACCGAGGCGCAACGGCAGGGAGGAAGACGAUGGACGAAUGACCCUGGCGGGAAGAGGGUGGGAAGCGGAUGGCGAAGAGUCAGCCGCUUUAGAUAGAGACUGGUACAGCAUGGACGAAGGUGGAGUUGCCGGCGAUGAAGAGACCAACGCUUUCAGCGCAUACGCCGAUCUGGAAGCAUCCGCUGCCGCUGCUGCUUCUGGAUCUGGAGGCGCCAAGAAGCAGACAGCAAGGCAGGCGGCUAGACAAGCGGAAGCUGAUAGGUGGGAAGAUGAUCGAUUGGCAGCGUCAGGCAUCGGUGGCAGACGAAGGGUAGAUUUGGACAACAUGGACGACGAGAGCGAGAACCGCGUCCAUCUGCUAGUACACGACCUUCGUCCGCCAUUCCUGGACGGCAAGACUGUCUUCACGCGCCAACUCGAGCCCGUGAACCCAGUCAGAGACCCGACCUCGGACCUCGCCGUCUUUAGCCGGAAAGGGUCGAAGCUGGUCAAGGAGAAGAGGGAGCAAAAGGAGAGAGCGAAAGCGGCAGCUAAGAUGGCGGCACUUGGGGGCACUGCCCUGGGGAAUGUGCUGGGCGUGAAGGAAGGCGAAGAAAGGGAUAGCGCUGGGAACAAGAUUCACGAGACGGGCGGUGUUGAGGAAGAUGCAGAAGGCUACAACCACCGGAGCGACAGUCAAUUCUCGAAACACCUCAAGAAGAGCGAUCAGGGGGCUAGCGCGUUCUCGCGCGGCAAGUCUCUCAAGGAGCAAAGGCAGUAUCUGCCCGCUUUUGCCUGCCGAGAAGAUCUGAUGAGGGUGCUCAGAGAAAACCAAGUCGUGAUAGUGGUGGGAGAAACGGGGAGCGGCAAGACGACUCAAGUGGCUCAAUUUCUGCACGAAGAAGGGUAUACGCGGCACGGCCUGAUCGGAUGUACUCAGCCCAGAAGAGUCGCUGCAAUGUCCGUGGCGAAGCGAGUGUCGGAAGAGAUGGAGGUGGAGCUCGGCGAUCUGGUCGGCUACUCGAUCAGGUUCGAGGACUGCACCUCGGAGAGAACGAAGAUCAAGUACAUGACCGAUGGCGUGCUGCUAAGAGAAAGCUUGAACGACCCCGAGCUGGGAAAAUACAGCGCCAUCAUCCUUGAUGAAGCUCACGAGCGCGGUCUGAGUACCGACAUCCUCAUGGGUUUGCUGAAGAAGAGUGAGUGCGGUGCCAAAGCAUAUCCCGAUGACACUGCUCGUUGACGACUCCAAGUGCCUCGUCAGUCUUGACACGAAGGAGAGACCUGAAGCUGAUUGUCACGUCUGCUACCAUGAAUGCCGACAAGGUGAGCAGCACUCGGUGUUCUUGGCAUUCAAGCCUUCUCAGCUGAUCUUGAGAUACGAUUACGUGCUGCGUAGUUCGCUCAAUUCUACGGCCAUGCUCCGAAUUUCACAAUUCCUGGACGUACCUUUCCAGUGGACGCCUUGUUCUCCAAGUCUCCUUGUGAAGACUACGUGGACUCAGCGGUCAAGCAGGUCUUAGCUGUGCACGUCGGAGGUGGCGUUGGAGACAUGCUUGUCUUCAUGACUGGUCAGGAGGAUAUUGAGGUGACUUGCGAUGUCAUCCAGGGUGAGUGUAGAAAUGCGGAAAGUAACGCUGGCGUAGGCAAGUUGCUGAUGGAGGAUCAUCACUCCUCCCAGAGCGGCUGUCGCAGUUAGACGAUGCCCCACCCCUUCUCGUCCUGCCGAUUUAUUCUCAGAUGCCAGCGGACUUGCAAGCCAAGAUCUUCAAUCCAGCACCUAACGGCGAGAGGAAAGUGAUUGUAGCUACGAAUGUUGCGGAGACUUCAUUGACGGUGGACGGUAUCAUGUACGUAGUCGACUGCGGCUACUCUAAGCUCAAAGUCUACAACCCACGCGUGGGCAUGGACAGUCUACAGAUCACACCUGUCAGUCAAGCGAAUGCGAAUCAAAGGUCGGGCAGAGCAGGCAGGACUGGGGCAGGUACAGCAUACAGACUGUACACCGAGAAUGCCUAUAGAAACGAGAUGUUUCCCAAUACGAUACCGGAAAUACAGCGGACCAAUCUUGCCAACACCGUGCUAUUGCUGAAGUCUCUCGGAGUGAAGAAUCUACUGGAGUUCGAUUUCAUGGAUCCUCCACCUCAGGACAACUUGCUUCAGUCUAUGUACUCUCUUUGGGUGAGUUGCCUGCCUGCACCCACAAUACGUUCCGUGAAUCAGUACUCACGCGUCAGUUCUCUACUUCGCAGGUACUUGGUGCUCUGGACAACAUCGGCGACCUGACGCCCGUUGGCAAGAAGAUGGUAAGCUCAAUCAACCCGCUUCCGCACGGCUCUAGCUGACACCUCAUGAAAACCCUGUUUCAGAGCGAGUUUCCGAUGGAGCCAUCACUCUCAAAGAUUCUCAUUGCCAGCGUCGAUUUCAAAUGCAGCGCGGAGCUGCUUACUAUCGUCAGCAUGCUUAGCGUGCCAUCCGUGUUUUAUAGACCCAAGGAAAGGCAAGAGGAGUCGGACGCUGCCAGAGAGAAGUUCUUUGUAUCGGAAUCCGACCACUUGACGCUCCUACAUUGUUACACUCAAUGGAGACUCAACGGAUAUAGAGAUUCUUGGUGCGCUCAACACUUUCUGCACGGAAAGAUCCUAAAGAAAGCCAGAGAGGUCGUGAGCGCAGAGUUUCACCGACGGCAGACUGGAUGCAAUGUGGCUCACAAACUCUUUGCUUUGACUCUCUGUGUGCAGCGCACUCAACUCGAGGACAUUAUGAAGACGCAAAGGCUCGAUGUUAUCUCUUGCGGUACAGACUGGGACACCGUUCGCAAAUGCAUCGUGACAGGAUUCUUCCAUCAAGCAGCUCGUGCGAAGGGGAUCGGCGAGUACGCUCACGCCCGGACCGGUAUGCCUCUACAGCUGUAAGUCUUCCGUUGCAAUCGGUGCCAAGUGAUUUGCUUCACAACCCUGACAUGUAUCGAUCGCCUCUUCCAGGCACCCAACUUCGAGCUUGAUAGGCGCUGGCGUCACGCCUCAGUUCUUGGUGUACCACGAAGUGAUCCAGACCAGCAAAACCUACAUGCACACGUGCACUGCCGUCGAGGCAGAGUGGCUGGCCGAACUGUAAGUGGUAGUGCUAUGAACUAUGAACGGCUUCUCGUCUUGUGCUGACGUUGCCACGAUUCUUCGGCUGUCUCGAUCGGCAGGGGCUCGGUCUUUUACUCCGUGCGACAGCAAGGAGAGAACAGAACAGGAGCACAAAGGCGCUUGGAAGCUCAGCAGUCUCUUUCCAAGCAGACAGAGCACGAGGCUGGGUUUGCAGCAGCCAGAGCGAAGGUCCUGGAAAGACAGCAGAUGGAAGCGAAGAAGGAAGCUUCGGCCACGCCGAGGAUGCAGAUCGCUACACCUGGCGGUGCGACACCUAGGAGGGGGCGACGCAUCGGAUUCUGA